CGGCGGCGGCCGGGACGGAGGGAGCCGAGGCCCGAAGGGACCGGGAGGGGCCGGCGGGGCCACCGCGGGUGCCGCCCCCCGGGGGCGAUGGUAAAAUGACCCAGGCGGGCAAGAAGAAGAAGCGCGCCGUGAACCGCAGCAUCAUGCUGGCCAAGAAGAUCAUCAUUAAAGACGGCGGGACGCCUCAAGGAAUAGGCUCACCUAGUGUCUACCAUGCCGUUAUUGUAAUCUUCUUGGAGUUUUUUGCUUGGGGACUCCUGACAGCUCCCACUCUGGUGGUUUUGCAUGAAACCUUCCCAAAACAUACAUUUCUAAUGAAUGGUCUAAUUCAAGGAGUAAAGGGCUUAUUGUCGUUUCUCAGUGCCCCACUCAUAGGUGCCCUGUCUGAUGUGUGGGGACGAAAGUCCUUCCUGCUGCUAACAGUGUUUUUCACCUGUGCACCAAUACCACUAAUGAAGAUCAGCCCAUGGUGGUACUUUGCUGUUAUCUCCGUGUCUGGAGUUUUUGCAGUGACAUUUUCUGUAGUUUUUGCAUAUGUAGCAGACAUAACCCAAGAACAUGAGAGAAGCAUGGCCUAUGGUUUGGUUUCAGCAACUUUUGCGGCAAGUUUAGUCACCAGCCCUGCUAUCGGUGCCUACCUUGGUCGAGUGUACGGAGACAGCCUGGUCGUGGUCCUGGCUACAGCAAUAGCCUUGUUGGACAUUUGUUUCAUCCUUGUUGCUGUACCAGAAUCACUGCCAGAGAAGAUGAGGCCAGCAUCCUGGGGAGCACCCAUUUCGUGGGAGCAGGCUGACCCUUUUGCAUCACUGAAGAAAGUCGGCCAGGACUCCAUUGUGCUGCUAAUCUGCAUAACAGUCUUUCUUUCCUACCUCCCAGAGGCAGGUCAAUAUUCCAGCUUCUUCCUAUACCUCAGACAGAUAAUGGGAUUUUCAUCUGAAAGUGUUGCAGCAUUUAUAGCAGUCCUUGGGAUUCUUUCCAUUAUUGCACAGACAAUAGUUUUGAGCUUACUUAUGCGGUCCAUUGGAAAUAAAAAUACCAUCCUACUGGGCCUAGGAUUUCAAAUACUGCAGCUUGCGUGGUACGGCUUUGGAUCAGAACCAUGGAUGAUGUGGGCAGCCGGUGCCGUGGCAGCCAUGUCCAGCAUUACUUUCCCAGCUGUCAGUGCCCUCGUUUCACGGACUGCUGAUGCCGACCAGCAGGGUGUUGUUCAAGGGAUGAUAACAGGCAUUCGAGGACUGUGUAAUGGUUUGGGACCAGCACUUUAUGGGUUUAUAUUCUAUAUAUUUCACGUGGAAUUGAAUGAACUGCCCAUGCCUGAAUCACCGUCAGGAGGUAGUGUGGUUGCACAAUACCAUUUACAACAGAAUUCCAUCAUUCCUGGACCCCCAUUCUUAUUUGGAGCGUGCUCUGUGCUGUUGGCACUACUUGUUGCCUUGUUUAUUCCUGAACACACAAACCUAAACGUACGAUCCAGCAACUGGAAGAAACACUGUGGCAGCCAUGGCCAUCCCCACAGCCCACAAGCUCCUGGUGAAGCUAAAGAACCAUUACUGCAAGAUACAAACGUAUGACGAAAAUCCAGGAAGACCUUUUGGACUCUUUUUAUCAGCAGUUUGGGAUACACAUUCCAAUUCCAUCAAAAUGUAAUUUCUUAAGGUAAUCUUAAGAAGUAUCUUUCUGCAUGAAAUCUGUAGGAAUUAAAACAAAACAGGAGCUUUCUCCAAAGAUGUUGCCAUUGAACUAAAAACUUACUUGCUUUUAUAAACAAACUGUUACAUACUCGUCUCUUGCCAUGAAAUACUGUUACUGCUAAACUUAACUUUACAUUCUAGUUCAGAGACAAAAAGUAGAGUCCAGGCAUGAGCAUGUGUCCUUCUGUUUCCUUACGGUGGUGAGCUUUAAUUCUAGUCACGCUACGUCUCAAUGAGACAUACUGGCAUCUGUGUGGACCCAUUCGUUUUAAAAUCUUGGGUCAGUUGAUUCAAAGCCUUAAUGUAAAUGUACUCAAGUAGGAAGAAGGUAAAUUGGUAUCAUUUCUUUUAAAAGUCACAUGGCAGGUUUUUUUAAGUUUGUACUAAUACAAAAAUCACAUGAGCACGCUUGCUGAACAGUAAAAGUUAUUUUUUAUGUAAGUGCAUUUACUCUUUCUAUUUUUGAAUAAACGGUAGUGUCAAACACUUGUUUAAAUAGUAAGUGGGUGUUUUGAGCCUACAAAUUUUAAUAUUGGCUCUAAAACUCUGCUUUCCUACGCACCGUUUAUUAUACCACUAUCUUUCUGAUGUUUGCGUAAUCAUAAGGACCUCAAAACUUGAAAACACAGACUGAACUAUAAGCUGAUAGCCUUGAAUCUGUCCGUGUGCUAUAUAGUGGCCUUUGAGGACUGUCACAAUAACCCUUUUGCAUUACAGAGCUAAAGUUUUAGUCCUAAAUUUUCAGGACCCUUAGUACAGAAGAGAGCUUUAUAUACAAUUACUGAUGUGAAUUUCUCUAAAAGUGUAUAUUUUUGUGUCCAGUUGUAUUAUUUAAGUGUUCCUUUGUAUAAAUUUGUGUAUAAAGUAUUGUAUAGGUUUAAAAUGUUUUCAUCUCGUGGUUAUUGCUUAAUGCUUUUUUACCUUUGAACAUUCACCAUGGUUGACCAAGAGCAGGAAAAAAAAUAUGUAAAUAUACUGUUAAUAAAGUUGAAUAUUUUAAUGAAUUUUUAAA
Chiroxiphia lanceolata (lance-tailed manakin) is the source of this 2703-nucleotide messenger RNA. RefSeq names its product major facilitator superfamily domain containing 14A (gene SLC71A1). Gene Ontology annotation, cellular component: membrane. The transcript is spliced from 12 exons. Lineage: Eukaryota; Metazoa; Chordata; Aves; Passeriformes; Pipridae. The record is from RefSeq and is a predicted model, not a curated record. Gene Ontology annotation, molecular function: transmembrane transporter activity. Bases 96 to 1571 code for a protein of 491 amino acids. Gene Ontology annotation, biological process: transmembrane transport.